AUGUCGUCUUCAGAAUCAGACCAUAGUCAUGAUCAUCACAACCAUCACGACCAUCACCACCAUCAUCAUGGUAAAUGUCAUUUAUUUCGAACGAAAACGUUUCGCUUAUUAGUAAUGAUUUGUUUAACAUCGGCAUUCUUCGUUGUCGAACUUGUUGUUGGCAAUAUAACAAAGUCAGUUGCGCUUGUUGCGGAUGCAUUUCAUAUGUUAUCUGAUAUAAUAUCGCUUGUCAUCGGAAUAAUUGCCGUUCGAUUUGUUAAGCGUCAAACCGAGGUCAACACAUAUGGAUGGGUGCGCGCCGAAGUUGUGGGUGCAAAUAUAAAUACUGUUUUUCUUCUCGCCCUUUGUUUAACGAUUAUAUUCGAUGCUAUCAAACGAUUUGUUGAACCUGAGCCCAUCGAAAAUGUUAAUCUAUUACUUAUUGUUGGCGGGAUUGGCUUGGGAAUCAAUAUUAUAGGCUUAUUAUUGUUUCAAGGUUUUCACGGGCAUACACAUGGAGGUCAUUCGCAUGGUGAGACCAGAGGUAAAAACUCGAGUAUACAUAGUCAACCGGAAAUUCUUCAUGAUAGUGAGAGUCGCUUAGAAAGGCAUAGCACACGAGCAUUGCAAGAGAUUAUCGCCGAAUGCUCUAACGAAUCAGAUGAAAGCCAAUCGGAUACAAACAAUGGAAUCAAGACGGCAAAACCUGAUGAAAAAGAAAAUAAACCAAAAAAGAAAGCAUCGAUGAAUAUGCACGGAGUGUUUUUACAUGUGUUAGCUGAUGCUCUGGGCUCGAUUGUUGUUAUAAUAAGUGCUUUAAUAAUCAAAUUUGUUCCACAUGAGCAAGACGAUAAGAAUCAUUGGACAGUUUAUAUUGAUCCGACUUUAUCAGUAAUUAUCGUUAUUAUAAUCAGCCUGUCGGCUCUUCCGCUUUUUCGUGAUACAGCUUCGAUUUUACUUCAAACAAUACCUAAAGACCUCGAAAUUCAUAAAAUUAAAGCUCAACUAUUAAAAGCGGUUCCUGAAAUUAAUAGUAUCCAUGAAUUACACAUUUGGCGGCUUACCAACGAAAAAAUUAUAGCAAGUGCUCAUUUACAUAGAAGAAAUUUAACCAAUUAUAUGUCGGUUGCAGGAAAAGUUAAAAACUUUUUUCAUUCAAUUGGCAUUCACUCGGUCACCAUGCAAUAUGAACACGAUGCUGAUGAUCCACUAACAUCCUUUCCGACUCGAGACGUCGAUACUCUAUCGAAACUAACUGGCGAUUGUUUACUUCGUUGUGAAAAUAAUUCAUGUGAAACUCAAACAUGUUGUACGAUGAAAUCAGUUCGUUCGAAUGCAUUAUUACAGACUAAUCAAAUUAUGCAAGUAUCUACUAUUACUCCACCAAAACAACUUGAUAAUUCUCUACCGCAUAAUGUCUCAAUCGAUCUUUCAUUCCGAAAUGAAACAUUCUAA
Molecule: messenger RNA, 1434 nt
Organism: Rotaria socialis
Lineage: Eukaryota; Metazoa; Rotifera; Eurotatoria; Philodinida; Philodinidae
Source: the annotation of a GenBank genome assembly